This is a messenger RNA of Drosophila serrata, 1197 nucleotides long. RefSeq lists its product as uncharacterized. The record is from RefSeq and is a predicted model, not a curated record. Lineage: Eukaryota; Metazoa; Arthropoda; Insecta; Diptera; Drosophilidae.
AUCAGUUUUAAAUUAAUUACCAUCCACAACCAUGCACAAGAACACCAUUUGGUAUGGAGCCGUGCUCUUGGUCCUAUACUACACUCUGGUCUUCUGCGAGGAGACGGAGAAUGCCGGAGCUCAGCCUGCUGAAGUGGAUAACCAAGCGGAGGAUACCUGGGAGAAUCUUGGACGGGAGCUAAUGGAGUUCGAGGGACGCACUCGCCGGCAUCGUCAUCACAUGUUCUGGUAUCGCCAUCUGUGGCCCAUUGCGAUUGCCUACUGGAUCAAGGUGAAAGUGGUGAUUGUCUCCUUCUUUGUGGGCAGCGCCAUAUACUUGGGUCUACGCUACUUCUGGCCACAUGCCAAAUGCAAUCAGGAGAUUAUCCUGGAUCAUCCUCCCUCAUCUUACUCCCAUCACGAUCACAUUCCUUACUCCCUGGAUCAUGAUCACUCGGACCAUUAUGUGUCCGCACCCACUUCCUUUGACUCCAGCUCCAGCUUCGAGCCUUACUCGGGUUACAGCAGCUAUGCCGGCUCGGACAUUGUCUCCGACAUACACAGCGAUUACCAUGGCGAGUCUCCCUCAGGUCCUGCUGGUCCUAGUGGUCCCUCCGAUACGCGUCGUCGUGGCAGGCGUAGCAUUGAACAAGAUCAGGAUGAGCAGGAGGAGGAGCAGCAGCAGCAGGAAGAUGAGGAUGAAGCUGAAAAUGAGCAAGUAGAGAUUGUGGAUGAGGAGAUAACCGAAAGUGUGGCCCGGCAAAUGCCCGCUGAAGAGCAGAUUGCUGACUUUAUGUUUGCCUUUUUGGGCCUGGAUUCCAUUGCCUGUCGCCGUCGCUUUGUCUGCGAAAUGGAGUUCCGUUCCAAGCUAAAUCCCAUGACCAGCAUGGCCUUCCGGAUUGUGGGUCGUGGCUUCUUUGAGAAGUAUACCAAUGCCAGGAAUCCUCAGUCCAGGGCCGCCAACUUUGGUGAGUGUGCGGACGUGAAUCCCGAGUGCAUAUUUGUGGAGAAUGGUGAGGGGGAGACGCAACAGGAGGAACAGCAGGCCGAGGAGCAGGCUCAGCAGGCGGAACAGCAGGCAGCAGCCACCGAGGAGGACUCCCAGAACGAGAUCAAUCUGCAAGCGGAAAGGCGCCAUGCCAAGCACAAGACUCGCAGGCUUAGCUCCAUCGCCGAGCACAUCCUGAUGCAGUAGAGCUGCCUUAACUUGUAUUUAUU